This is a messenger RNA of Marchantia polymorpha subsp. ruderalis, 1413 nucleotides long. Lineage: Eukaryota; Viridiplantae; Streptophyta; Marchantiopsida; Marchantiales; Marchantiaceae. The record is from the annotation of a GenBank genome assembly.
ACGAGCAUACUGCCUGAUCACCAAGAGAAGACGCCAUACUACGGAGUAGCAAUCCUACAGAUUCACCAUGUCCCACUCCGACUCUCCUCUCAUUCUCUACGACAUCUCCUCGCCGUUGCGACCUCGGUCGUACGCCCCCAAUCCCUCCAAGGCCCGCCUCGCGCUCAGCUUCAAACAUGUCCCGUUCAAAACCUGCUGGGUCGAUCUUCUCGACAUCCCCAAAGUGCGGCAGGACUUGAAGUGCCCUGCUACACGAAAGCUGGACGACGGCUCCGACUACUACACGCUGCCCAUGCUUCAGGAUCACUCCGGCAACAUCAUCGGCGACUCCUUCGACAUUGCCAAUUACCUCGAGGACGCAUAUCCGCGCUCGGGCGGCUGCCUCUUCCCGGUGAACUCGACACGGACAGGCCUGGACUACGAGAGCGCACACAGGAACACUGCGUUCCACGCCCCUCUCUCUCUGAACGAAGGGAAGAAGAACGAGGCCUACGCCAUCUUCAACACACAUGUCGACGCCACCUUCAGCGCCAACAUGCUCCUAUUUGGGUAUUACCUGCCGUUCGAGCCGGACAGCGCCGAGGCCGCCAAAGCUCAAAUGGUGCAGCGCGCGCAUUUGAGCUCCUGGGAAGACAUCAACAUCCAAGGUGAGGCGCGGGCGGGGCUGAUGGUCGCGUUUAAAGAGUCGCUGGCUUCGCUGGCGCAGCCGUUCACGGUCAAUGAAUCAGGGCCGUAUCUAGAGGGCAAGGAGGCGAACUAUGCCGAUCUGAUUGUGGGAGGAUGGCUGAAUAUGCUGAGCAUUAUCAUGCCGAAGGAUGAGUGGGAGGAGUUCAGGUCGUGGUAUGGUGGAGCUUUGGCCAGGCUACAUGAUGCGCUGCAAGAGGACUGCUUCGUGUGUACUUAGUUUGGUGUCGUCGUCAGUCUUGCAGUACGGAUCCAAUGUAAAGGUGGUGUACAUGUACAUGUUAUUUUUGCGAGAUUGAGAAACCGAGAAUCUCUAUUUCACGACCAACGAGUCUUCCGAGCUCUACGGUAGCUCUCACUGCAAGUGUCAUGCUGUGGGCAUUCUGUCGGUCCGCGAUGUCGAGCGCUGCGGCACCGCACUUCGCCUCACAAGUGAGGAGCGGUAAGUAUAUAUAGUACAGUAAUUUCUCCCUUAAGUAUGUACCCGUUUAGAUACGUAUACCAAUUAAUCUAACCAAUUUGCAGAAGAUUUUUCAGUGAUUAACAUUCUUAACGAUUUUACUAUAAAAUUUAGAGAUUUCAAUAUUUUCGACGAGUGCACUGUACAGUUCAAAUAUGUCAUUAUAAAUUUCAGCAAUUUCACUUUUCAGAGAUUUCACUGUAAAAUUCAGAAAUAUCAAUGUAACAUUAUCAUUGUAACUUAAAACAUUAUUUCGUUUUUUCUGUGUC